This is a messenger RNA of Marmota flaviventris (yellow-bellied marmot), 2358 nucleotides long. RefSeq names its product protocadherin alpha-5-like. The record is from RefSeq and is a predicted model, not a curated record. Gene Ontology annotation, cellular component: plasma membrane. Lineage: Eukaryota; Metazoa; Chordata; Mammalia; Rodentia; Sciuridae. Gene Ontology annotation, biological process: homophilic cell-cell adhesion. Gene Ontology annotation, molecular function: calcium ion binding.
AUGCUAUAUUCCCAAAGAGGAAGUCCAGGAUCCUGGCGCCUGCUGCUCUCACUGCUGAUCCUCCCAGCAUGCAAGAACGGGAGCGGCCAGCUCCAUUACUCGGUCCCCGAGGAGGCAAAACACGGCACCUUCGUAGGCCGCAUCGCCCAGGAUCUGGGACUGGAGCUGGCAGAACUGGUUCCUCGCCUGUUCCGUGUGGCGUCCAAGGACCACCGGGAACUUUUGGAGGUAAAUUUGCAGAAUGGCAUUUUGUUUGUGAAUUCUCGGAUCGACCGGGAGAAGCUGUGUGGGCGGAACACAGAGUGUAACGUCCACCUGGAAGUGAUCCUGGACCAACCGCUGCAGGUUUACCAUGUGGAGGUGGAGGUGAGAGACAUUAAUGACAACCCGCCUAGGUUCUCUCGUUCAGAACAAAGAUUAAAUAUUUUAGAAUCAAGAAUGCCAGAUUCGCGAUUUCCGGUAGAGGGCGCAUCUGAUUUGGAUAUAGGAGUAAAUGCAGAAUUGAGAUACAAAGUAAAUCCUAAUGAAUAUUUUGACUUGGAUGUUAAAAGAAAUGAAGGAGAAACAAAGGUUUUAGAGCUAGUUUUGAAGAAACCUUUAGAUAGAGAAGAAACACAAGAGCAUCGUUUAUUACUAAUUGCAACUGAUGGAGGAAAACCUGAACUAACAGGUACAGUUCAGUUAUUGAUCAAUGUAUUGGAUGCGAAUGAUAAUGCCCCAGAAUUUGAUAAACCCAUUUACAAUGUAAAAAUGUUGGAAAACACACCGAAUGAGACUUUGGUUAUUAAACUGAACGCCUCAGAUGCAGAUGAAGGUAGCAAUAAGGAAAUAACGUAUUUCUUCAGUAAUCUUGUUUCUGAUGAUGUAAAAUCUAAAUUUUCAAUCAAUUCUGAUAGUGGUGAAAUAAAAGUUAAGGGAGAACUGGAUUACGAAGAUUGUAACUUAUAUGAAAUUAAUAUUGAUGCUGUAGAUAGAAGUACAUUCCCAUUAACAGGACACUGCAAAGUAAUAGUGAAACUCCUCGAUGUGAACGAUAACUCUCCUGAGAUGGCCAUAACCUCCCUCUUUCUGCCUAUCAAAGAGGACGCUCCCUUGGGUACUGUCAUCGCCCUGAUUAGCGUGUCCGACCGUGACUCUGGUUCCAAUGGGCAGGUGACCUGCUCUCUGACGUCCCAUGUUCCCUUCAAGCUCAUGUCCACUUUCAAGAAUUACUACUCGCUGGUGCUGGAUAGCGCCUUGGACCGCGAGAGCAUAUCUGAGUAUGAGUUGGUGGUGACUGCGAGGGAUGGGGGCUCGCCUUCGCUGUGGGCCACUGCCAGCUUGUUGGUGGAGGUGGCAGAUGUGAACGACAACGCGCCAGUGUUCGCGCAGCUGGAAUACACGGUGUUCGUGAAGGAGAACAACCCUCCAGGCUACCACGUCUUCACGGUGUCCGCGCGUGACGUGGACGCUCAGGAGAAUGCGCUGGUGUCCUACUCUCUGGUGGAGCGUCGGGUGGGCGAGCGUGCGCUGUCGAGCUACGUGUCAGUGCACGCGGAGAGUGGCAAGGUGUAUGUACUGCAGCCUCUGGACCACGAAGAGCUGGAGCUGCUGCAGUUUCAAGUGAGCGCGCGCGACUCUGGUGUGCCUCCCCUAGGCAGCAACGUGACUCUGCAACUGUUUGUGUUGGAUGAGAACGACAACGCGCCAGCUUUACUGGGACCUUGGCAACAAAGAGCAGGCGGCGCUGUUAGCGAGCUGGUGCCGCGGUCAGUUGGUGCAGGCCAUGUGGUGGCGAAGGUGCGGGCGGUGGACGCUGACUCUGGGUACAAUGCGUGGCUGUCCUACGAGCUCUUGCCUUUGGUAGGUGUCGCGCGCAGCCCGUUCCGCGUAGGGCAGUACACUGGCGAGAUCAGCACCACGCACACCCUAGACGAGGCAGACGCGCCACGCCAGAGUCUGCUGGUGCUGGUGAAGGACCACGGAGAGCCAGCGCUGACCACCACCGCCACAGUGCUGGUGUCUCUUGUGGAGAGCGGCCAGGUGCCUAAGUCCUACUCGCGGGUGUCUGUGGGCGCCGGGAGUCAGGAGGCUGCGGUGGUGGAUGUCAACGUGUACCUGAUCAUAGCCAUCUGCGCGGUGUCCAGCCUGUUAGUGCUCACGUUGUUGCUGUACACAGCAUUUCGCUGCUCGGCGACGCCCACCGAGGGCCCCUGCAAGCCUGGAAAGCCCACACUGGUGUGCUCCAGCGCGGUGGGGAGCUGGUCUUACUCACAGCAGAGGAGGCAGAGGUGUGCUCUGGGGAAGGCCCGCCCAAGACCGACCUCAUGGCUUUCAGCCCCAGCUUACCUCAAGGUCCCAACUCUACAGACACUGUGA